Molecule: messenger RNA, 1674 nt
Organism: Cicer arietinum (chickpea)
Lineage: Eukaryota; Viridiplantae; Streptophyta; Magnoliopsida; Fabales; Fabaceae
Product: geraniol 8-hydroxylase-like
Molecular function (GO): heme binding; iron ion binding; monooxygenase activity
Source: RefSeq, a predicted model, not a curated record
AGAAUUAUAACUAUUGAUCCACAAAAGCUUUCAAAAUGGAAUAUUUCCUAAGUUGUAUGCUUCUAAUAUUUCUACCAAUAUUAACUCUCUAUUUUCUUCUUUCAAAAUUCACAUUCACAAAAAAAUCAAAAAUAAAGCUUCCACCAGGACCUAGACCUCUUCCCUUCAUAGGAAACCUCCUUGAAUUAGGACAAAAGCCACACCAAUCUUUGUCCAAUCUAGCUGAAAGUUAUGGUCCAAUAAUGAGUCUUAAAUUUGGCCAAGUAACAACCAUAGUUGUUUCAUCACCCAACAUGGCCAAAGAAAUACUCCAAACACAUGAUCAAUUUUUAUCAAACAAAGCUGUUCCACAUGUUACUGAAGUUCAUGAUCACCACAAACAUAGCAUGGCAUUCUUACCAAUUUCACCUCUUUGGAGAGAACUAAGAAAAAUAUCCAACAAUCAAUUAUUCUCUAACAAGACUCUUGAUGAAAGUGGAAAACUUAGGCAACAAAAAUUACAAGAAAUUCUCAAUGAUAUUCAUCAAAGUAGCCUUGUUAAUGAAGCUGUUGAUAUUGGAAAAUUGGCUUUUAAAACAUCAAUUAAUUUUUUGUCAAACACUAUUUUCUCUUUGGAUUUGGUUCAUUCAGAUGAUGCAGUUGGAGAUUUUAAAGAGAUUGUUAUGAAUAUAAUGAAAGAAAGUGGAAAACCAAAUGUGGUUGACUUUUUUCCUAUAUUGAAGAAGUUUAACCUUGACAUACAAGGUAUUCAUCAUCGUAAUAGUAUUUAUGCUGGGAAGAUUAUGGAUAUCUUUAAAGAUUUGGUUGAUCAACGGUUGAAGAUGAGGAAAGUAGAAGGUUCUGACUCAAACACUGACAUGCUAAAUACCUUGCUCAACAUUUCUCAAAAUAACAAUCAAGAGAUGAGCAGAACCCAGAUCCUACAUUUAUGUCUGACUCUAUUUGUUGGUGGAACGGAUACAAUUGCAUCUACACUAGAAUGGGCAAUGGCAGAAUUACUUAAAAAUGAAAAAGUUAUGUCAAAAGCAAAACAAGAACUUGAACAGAUAAUUGGAAAAGGCAAAGCAUUAGAGGAAUCAGAUAUUGCUAGGCUUCCUUAUUUACAAGCAGUAAUUAAAGAGACUUUUCGUUUGCACCCUGCUGUUCCUUUUUUAAUCCCUCGAAAAGCCAAUGCUAAUGUUGAAAUUUGUGGUUACACAAUCCCAAAAGAUGCACAAGUUUUUGUCAAUGUGUGGGCUAUGGGUAGAAAUUCAAGUAUUUGGGAAAAUGCAAAUUUGUUUUCACCAGAGAGAUUUUUAACAUCAGAAAUUGAUUAUAAAGGUCAUCAUUUCGAACUUAUACCCUUUGGUGCUGGAAGAAGAAUUUGUCCUGGCUUGCCACUAGCCGUGAGGACAUUGUAUUUGAUGUUGGGUUCAUUAAUCAACUGCUUUAACUGGAAACUUGAAGAUGGAUUUAAAAUAGAUGAUAUGAAUAUGGAUGAACACUUUGGGAUGACAUUAGCUAAGGCCCAGUCAGUAAGAGUUAUUCCAGAAAAAAUAUGUAGUUAGUACAAGUUUGUUUAAAUUUGUAUCUCAUGAAAUAAGUUUAUAAUAAUGUGAUUAAUCUAUGUAUCAUAUACAUAAAUGUUUCAUGUUCAUCUUAAUUAAAUAAAGUCUCCGAAUUAAUUUAUGAAUA